AUGGACAACACAUCCUCUCCUCUACUCGAACAGGGCCAAUCCGCCCGCGUCUUGGGCGUCGUGGAGAUGCUCGAGAACAUACUGCUCAAUCUCAGCCCCGCCGAUACUCUACGAAAUGCACAAGGGGUCUCAAAGUUCUGGCAAGAGGUUGUUCAAGGAUCAAAUGCCCUUAAGAAGAAGUGCUUCUUGGUUGCCGACGAGAAGAGCGAAGAGGAAACAGACCGUCGGUUGUUUCUCGGGGCGCAUCUUCCAGACUUGAGCAAUCCCCUACUUGCAAAAUGGAGCCAGUUUGGAGACCUUGAGGAACUUUGUCAACUGACAGAGGUGACUCCGGGUACUCUUCGCGCACUAUUCGCCGACGACCCGACAGCCGACGAACCAGAUGCCAUCCGCCGACUACAAUACAAAGUGGGCAUCCAGGACUAUUUCGAGACGCUCAAUGACGAUAAAGAGAUCAUCCCUCUGACGAUCAACGUGGGCCGUCAGUGUCGCGGCUUUUGGCCUGAUGAUGAAUACGACCCGCGAACCUACGAGUCGCUGCUUGACAUGUCACGGUUGAACCCGCUGCUUCGCCGAUCGUGGGCAGGGAAAGCGUCCGCUAUCUUCACCGGCUACGAGAAACACAUGAUCUUCUUACUGGGCGACAACUUCAACGAGGGCUGCGAGUACUUCACAUACAUUCGGGAAUUUCUGGAAACCUUCGCAAAUGCCAUGAGCACCGAUGCGUCAAGACGGCCCUGGAGAACGGUUCAGAUCAGUUCACCUGCCGUCACGAAACUUACCAUCAUGACCUCUCUACCUGGGUGGUUCGGCGCUGGAACUCACGAUUAUCUCGGUGAUGCUGGUAUCACGAUGCUUGAUUUCGCGCACGUGUUCAUCUGGACGAUCCGGAAAGCUUUGGAGGACUAUUCUCCAACUGAUCUGGAGUACUGGAUGGGUCAAAUGCGUUCGUUCAAGCGAGGUGGCAGGACAUGGAGGAGCUACAUGCGCUCAUACAAGAAAGAGCGAGACCUCAUCGAGAAGUUGAUGGACCGAAUUGACGACAUGAAGGGUAUAUGGUAG
Alternaria conjuncta is the source of this 1062-nucleotide messenger RNA. RefSeq lists its product as uncharacterized. The record is from RefSeq and is a predicted model, not a curated record. Gene Ontology annotation, molecular function: protein binding. Bases 1 to 1062 code for a protein of 353 amino acids. NCBI's taxonomy places the organism in Eukaryota, Fungi, Ascomycota, Dothideomycetes, Pleosporales, Pleosporaceae. The transcript has a single exon.